ACGGGACUUUUCGGUGCUUGUUGCUUCCCUUUGCCAACAGUCUCUCGCGCACACGGGGCUACAGGACAAUGGCCGCCAUCAAAGCCCUGGAGCAAUGGUGCAAAACUCAGUGUGAUGGGUACAGAGAUGUGGCGAUCACGAAUAUGACCACCUCUUUUAGGAACGGGAUGGCUUUCUGCGCGCUCAUACACAAGUACAGGCCGGAUCUGAUAGAUUUCGAGUCACUGAAAAAGGAGGAUGUGUUUGAGAACAAUCGACUGGCGUUCCAAAUAGCAGAGGAGAAGUUGGGCAUCCCUGCUCUUUUGGAUGCAGAGGACAUGGUGGCCCUGAGGAUCCCAGACAGACUCAGCAUCCUGACCUAUGUCUCCCAGUAUUACAACUACUUCAGAGGGCGACCUCCCAGUGGAGGUGUAAAAAGGCCAGCAGAGGGCUCCAAGGAAGAGCCGUCCAAAAGAAAUCUGCCUGUAGUUGCCAAAAACUUUGUGUCAAAAAAUGCCAUUGAGAAUCGGACACCACCCAAACAUUCAGGUCAAAGUUCACCCAAGACGCCCAGUGACGGUGCUCAGAAGGCAGUUUUGUCAGAAAAUGCCAACAAAACUGGGACUCUGAACAGUAAAUGUGUUGCCUGCAAAAGCCAUGUCCACCUGGUCCAGAGGCACUUUGUGGAGGGAAAACUUUACCACAGGAGCUGUUUCAAAUGCAGUGAAUGCUCCAGCGUGCUCCACACAGGAGGCUACAGACCUGGGAAGGAGCCUGACUCUUUUAUUUGUAAGUCCCAUCAGAGCACUCAGCCUUCAUCAAAAUCUGGGACCAAAACUGGACCUGGUGCUUCAGCUGUCCGCCAAAAACCACCCACCCCUCCACGCCCCUCAUCUGUGCUCUGCUCUGCGGACAAAUCUGCCCCAAAAUCUGCCAGUCCUGUCCCUUCCUCCAACUCACCCUCUCCCUCCUCUCCUUCCUCUCCCCCCUCACCAUCCUGGACCACGUCCGCUCAGAAGACCCAAGAAGCAAGGCAGAGGUUUUUCCAAGAUCCUGCAGAUUUUCCACCAGGCAACAGUAAAAGAACAGGACCGUCCAGUUUUCCAGAAAAAGUAAAGACCCCACUCAAGUCUGAUGAAGACAAGAGCAAAGUUAAACCAGUGGUGGUGAGAAGACUGGCAGAACAAAACUGUAAUAAUAACAACAAAAGACCUUUCACCAUAAGAACAGCAGACACAAGAUUUGGAGAUGAUCCAAGUAUCAGUGAGGGCUUCCGUUUUAGACCAGACUUUUGCCACCAAGACCCAGCAGGACCCAAGACUGCCCCUCUUUGCCUCGCUCCCACAAACAACCAACAACCACCAAACCUGGAGGCCAUUCACCAAAACAACACCAGGCCCACCAGUGCACACAGCAAUGCCAAAUGUGCAACUGCUGAGGGGCAAGUGCAGACCAAACCUGUGACAUCUGAUCCAGGAAUAAUAGGUGCAACAACCUUUCCUGAACAAGUUGGUCUCCCCUCCGCUGCUCCUGUCAGUGUCCCACUCAGCUCCCCAAAGCCCCCCUCUGCCCCUGCACCUGCACCCGUCCUGCCGCCUGUAACCAUUCCUCUGUUCAUCCCUGCACCUGUCGCUCCGCGCAGACAUCAACCUGCAUCCACAAACACGGGUGUAAAACUGGGGAACCACCCGGCUGUGAAAUCCCCACCCAGGCACCCAGCUGUGGAAUCUAUUAGCUCUGCAGCUCAAACCAAUCAUGGAAAUCCUUCAGGUGCUAAAAAGGGAAAGUAUUUGUCAGUUACCAACGCCCCCGAGACUGAAAUGAGGUCACCGUCUGUGAAGUCUUGCACCAUUCGUCUACAGCAGAUUGACACAGAGCUGAAAAACAUUGAGACAAACCUGUCCCAGCUGGAGCGGGACGGGGUGGAGCUGGAGAAGAGGCUGAGACACUGUGAGGAAGAGGGAAGAGGAGACAUCUUGAUGGACCCUCUCAUGGUCGACUGGUUCAACCUCAUUCGAGAGAAGCAGAUGUACAUCAGAAAAGAGUCCGAGCUGGUUUACAUAGCACGGACACUGGAGCUGGAGCAGCAGCAGCCAGGUGUGGAGGGAGAACUGCGCAGAUUAUUGGAGAAACCAGAUCAUUUAAAGUCUUAUGAGGAGCAGCAGCGUGAACAGCAGCUGAUGCAGAGACUGGUGGAGAUCGUGGAUGGGCGAAAUGCAAUAGUGGACGGUCUGGAUGAAGACAGACUCAGAGAAUUCGAGGAGGACCAGCAGUUGAAUGAAAUGAUGAAAAGCCUUGGACUAAAGAAAGCCAAAGCUAAAAGGAAGUCUUCCAUCUCCAAAAUGUUCAGGCGCAGAAGUAAAAGGCGAGUGGAAUAAUAACUAGAAUCACAAAUGAAAUGUAUUUACGUUUACUCAGAGAAGUGAUAAUGAUAUUUUGAACGAUAAGUUUAACCAGUCUAUAAAGAAUGAAUUUGAUGUUUGUGUCUAUAAAGUAAAAGUAUAUCUUUAGUUUGGUUAAUUUGUGAAUAUAUUUUUGAGAUGUAAUGUUCAUGUGAUAGUUAGUGUGGUGGUUUCGAUACGAGGAAAUAGAUGUAAGAAUGUAUUUUUAUGAGGAAACAGAAUAGAAAUACCAUUUGUUCAGUUUAACACCUUGUUUUUUUGGAAGGAAGUAUUGGUUAAAAAUAUAGCUAUAUAUAUUUAUUUUUAUUGUGAUACAUUUAUGACUAUUUUACUACUUUUAUUCUCUCAAAGUAUAACAUGACGUCAUCAAUAAUCAUCAUAGCAACAUUAAGAACUGUAAUUUAUUAUAAUUCAUGAAAUAUCUCACUCACUAUUUUGAAUUAAACAAAUUGGAUAUUACUUCACUAUAUUUUACUUUCUCAUAAUACAAAACAGUGUAACAAACAUCCAUAUUUUGUGCACUAUUUUCAGCUCACUUCUAUAAAGAGCCUCGUGCAUCUGCUCCUCUCUCCGUCUGUACUGUAGGUGGCAGCCUGGCUAUGCUCUAUCUCACGACUCCCCACCAAACUUGAAAAUCCAAUUUGCCACAGUACAGACAGUUAAUUUCUUUGCUAAUUUUAUAAAUGCUGCAGAAAUGUUGGCCUGCACUGAUGCAAUAACGUAAUGUGAAAGAGGAUUAGGUCGGGCUCUAGCUUUUGGCCCGCGAACGGCUUAUUUAAACUAUAGGUCUGUAUUGAGCUUGUUAUCUUCAAACCAGGUUUAAUUAACAUUACUCUUUUUGCUAAUAUCUGCAUCAGGACGCGUCUCCUACCUGAGCUAUUAAGA
Boleophthalmus pectinirostris (great blue-spotted mudskipper) is the source of this 3266-nucleotide messenger RNA. RefSeq names its product mical-like 2a (gene micall2a). The record is from RefSeq and is a predicted model, not a curated record. Lineage: Eukaryota; Metazoa; Chordata; Actinopteri; Gobiiformes; Gobiidae. Gene Ontology annotation, molecular function: protein binding. Bases 69 to 2357 code for a protein of 762 amino acids. The transcript is spliced from 17 exons.